UGAAUUCUUCCUCUACGAAUAUAUUGACCUCAGACAUUGUUCGAAGUAUGAGUGUUUUCUGCGUCUACCUCGCAAACUGGGUAAUCCUUAGUUAUUUGGGAUUUAACUGGAGAAGCUUAUAGGUGUUCCCUGGCUUUGAUAUAUAUAAUAUUAUUUCACAUGGUGUAGAGGUAUGUUCUGCUCACAGUAUGUAACUAAGUAUUUUGAACCCUGAUGACAAAGGUUAUCCAUGAUUUUCCAUGUUUUCUAAUAUUUUGUGGUCAAAAGAUAUUUUGGGGCCUUGCCUUUAAACGAUAACUCAAAAUGGAUAACACUUUCUUAUUCUGCAACAUCUGUUAAUAUAAUUCCUUUUAUGAGUAACUUUUUUUUUGGACUCUGUACAAGGUUCUGUUGUGUUGCUUUGACAAUCGUGUUGGAGCAAAACUUCUCUAUAGCCUAUGUCGUUCGGAUGACAUAAUGUCAGGCAUAGCAGAGGCAGCAGAAUCAUGUCUUUAUCAUAUCGGUACGAAGCUGUGGGUUCAACUGUGUUGUAGGGAUCUUUUGGUGCAAGGAAGUUGUCCAGCCCAUUAUCUGUGGCAUAUGAGUAAUGAUGCAUGACAAUAUUUGAUCGACACAAAUCGAGGUCUGUAUAAUAGUGUUUUCUAAAAAAUUGAUAUGAACAUUUUGGCAGGAAGUGCAGCACUACUCACUGGCUAUAUAAUAUUGAAUGGGUUGCUAACUAUUCCACAUCCCCACUUGUAACUUCAUCUUUGUUUUGAAGUAUUCUCAUUUACUUCUUUCACAUCAUGUCUCGUGUUUCACUUUUGAAGGACCUCAAUGAAGGGACCGAUAGGUGGAGGAUCAUAACACGUGUGUUUAGGAAAUGGAGUGUUUAUCAAAAGUUUGCCCCUGCUGAUUUGUUUUGUAUCACUAUGAUAUUGGUUGAUGAAGAGGGAAAUAGAAUUCAAGCAAGUGUUCUGAGCAGGCAUUUACUUGAUCAAUUCAGAGAUUUUCCAGUUGAAGGGGAAACCUAUUUUAUUGCUAAUUUCAUUGUAUCUUCCAACAACAAUCAGUACAGGGGUACCAAUAAUCCCUUCAAGAUAACCUUUACACAGCAAACCUACAUCAAGCCACAAGAUGGACCAAUUCCGAUUAAUGCAUACUCCUUUACACCUAUUGCUGAGGUUUUGAAGUGCACUGAGAGAACCUGUAUUGACUACCUGAUUGAUGUUAUUGCCUUUGUGCAAUCUAUUGGCUUGCUGGAAGAAUAUAGGAAGGAAAAUGACACAAAGCAUAAGCUGCGCAUGGUUUUAGUUGACAAUGAGGAGAAUGAUAUUGAAUGUGUCCUUUUUGAUGAGUGCUCCACUGAUGCAUAUGCUAAUUAUUUGGAAAAUAUGGAGACGCUAGUUGUUGUUGUGAUCAAUCUUGCUAGGGUUGGUUUUGCUGAAGAUGGACGUCCACAGCUGUGCAGUUCAUUCAGUGCUACGAGGGUGUUUUUCAACCCGUGCCUACAGGAAGUGAAAGACUUGAUUGCAAAUGCAAAACAAAAUUCUUCUCCCGUGAUGACAGCCCUUACCCAACCAAUCCCUACUCAGUCAGGACAACCUUCAGCUGAUAACAUGAUGAGGAAUAAUACAAGAGUUGUCAUUUCUGAGAUUGGAAACCAGCGCAUAGAUGCGACAUUUAUUAUUAUCUGUGUUAUCAUGAAACUGGAAACCCGACAUGGAUGGACAUAUGAUUGCUGCUCUAAAUGUGGAAGUAAGCCCAAGAUGGAAGAUGGGUCAUGGUACUGCAUGACAUGCAAGAAGAAGCCUGAAUCAAUUGAGCCUAAGCUGAAGGUCCAUUACGUUGUUGAGGAUGAGUCAGGAAAAACUUCUGUUAUAUUUUGGGACAAGUUGGCAGUGCAGCUGUUCAACAAAAAUGCCACAGAAAUGAAAGUUUUACUUCAAAAGGCUCAAUGUGAAUAUGAUUUCCCGGAUAGCUUGGAUGAAUUGGUUGGCAAGCGGAUGAUCCUCAAGUUGAAACUUAAUGACUAUAACAAGAGGUACCCCUCUUCUAGCAUAAGUGUCCUGCAGUAUACCAUUUGUGAAGACCUUAUUGAGCAGUUCAUACAUGCAGCGAUAGAGAAUCAGGUGCCUGCUAAUGACAACCCAGCUGAGGAUGAAGUGUGUAAUGAUGACGACCCAACUACUGAGCUCAAUGAAGUAAGAGGUGAAGAUCCCCGUUCCCCAGAGGUGGAAAUUUCUAUUCCAACCCAAAACAUAAAUGAGAGUGCCUAUGUAGAGGGCAAUAUUGCAUCUCCUGUGCAGUCAGCUCAAGUCGAAAUUGAUAGUAAUGCAGAUGAUAUGACUUUAUCACAGUUGAGUGACAGCAUGAAGGCUCCCCCAACUAAAGGUAAAAGAAAGGGUUCGGGCAAGAGAGUCGCCGCACUUGAAGUGUCCAAGACUAUAAAUACUCCCUCCUCAUCUGUUCCAGAGGACAGGGUAGUUAAAGUUAUCAAGCAAGAGAAGAAGUAGUCUGUUGUCUUUGUUCUUCAAUUAGGAUGAGUUGUAUUAUGUUCCACUUAUGUUAUUUUCUGAGAGUGUUGUCGUAUGUGCUGUGUUUCGUUGAUCGUGCUGCUAGGUUACUUGUGUUGUUGGUCAUCUUUAUUUACAUUGUAGCAUGUUGUUUUGAAUUUAUGUCAGUUUCAUUUUGUGUUUA
Neltuma alba is the source of this 2679-nucleotide messenger RNA. RefSeq names its product replication protein A 70 kDa DNA-binding subunit A-like. The coding region runs from base 786 to 2495 and encodes 569 amino acids. The transcript is spliced from 13 exons. The record is from RefSeq and is a predicted model, not a curated record. Lineage: Eukaryota; Viridiplantae; Streptophyta; Magnoliopsida; Fabales; Fabaceae.